Molecule: messenger RNA, 3524 nt
Organism: Hemicordylus capensis (graceful crag lizard)
Lineage: Eukaryota; Metazoa; Chordata; Lepidosauria; Squamata; Cordylidae
Gene: SKOR1
Product: SKI family transcriptional corepressor 1
Exons: 10
Coding region: 92-2662 (856 amino acids)
Biological process (GO): negative regulation of transcription by RNA polymerase II; negative regulation of BMP signaling pathway
Cellular component (GO): transcription regulator complex; nucleus
Molecular function (GO): RNA polymerase II cis-regulatory region sequence-specific DNA binding; DNA-binding transcription factor activity, RNA polymerase II-specific; SMAD binding
Source: RefSeq, a predicted model, not a curated record
GCUGCACCUAGCUCGCUUCUCGCAGCACCUGCCCGUCUGGCUUCUGCCCGGAUCGACCUUUUGCAGACGGAGCUCGGCCGUCGGGGGGGAGAUGGAGUCGCUGUCCGCCGCCAGUCAGCUGGGCACAGGGAGAGACUCUGGCUCCUCCUCCUCCUCCACCUCCUCGCCCCACUCCAAGCAGGAGCUGCAGCCCUACUCGGGCUCCAGCCCGCUCAAGCCCAACCAGGUCGGGGAGACCUCGCUGUACGGCGUGCCCAUCGUCUCGCUGGUCAUCGACGGGCAGGAGCGGCUGUGCCUGGCGCAGAUCUCCAACACGCUGCUCAAGAACUACAGCUACAAUGAGAUCCACAACCGGCGGGUGGCGCUGGGCAUCACCUGCGUGCAGUGCACCCCGGUACAGCUGGAGAUCCUGCGGCGGGCCGGCGCCAUGCCCAUCUCCUCGCGCCGCUGCGGCAUGAUCACCAAGCGCGAGGCCGAGCGGCUCUGCAAGUCCUUCCUGGGCGAGCACAAGCCGCCCAAGCUGCCCGAGAACUUCGCCUUCGACGUGGUGCACGAGUGCGCGUGGGGCUCGCGCGGCAGCUUCAUCCCGGCGCGCUACAACAGCUCGCGCGCCAAGUGCAUCAAGUGCAGCUACUGCAGCAUGUACUUCUCGCCCAACAAGUUCAUCUUCCACUCGCACCGCACGCCCGAGGCCAAGUACACGCAGCCCGACGCCGCCAACUUCAACUCCUGGCGCCGCCACCUCAAGCUCAGCGACAAGGGCGCCACCGACGACCUCAGCCACGCCUGGGAGGACGUCAAGGCCAUGUUCAACGGCGGCACCCGCAAGCGGACCUUCUCCCUGCAGGGCGGCGGCGGCGGCGGCGGCGGGGCGGGCUCGGCCGCGGCCAAGAGCUCCCUCCACCCGCCGGCCCCCUCCGCGGCCGAGCUGGCCCCCGUGCACAAGAGCCUGCGCUGCAGCGGCGCCGAGGAGCAGCCUGGGGACCGCGGCGCGCUCAGCCUGCCCGCCGGGGCGCACGGGCCGGUGGCGGCCGCGGUGCGCAGCUACCCGGUCAUCCCGGUGCCCAGCAAAGGCUUCGGGAUGCUGCAGAAGCUGCCUCCGCCCCUCUUCCCGCCCCCCUACGGCUUCCCCGCGGCGGCCUUCGGGCUCUGCCCCAAGAAGCCGGACGACUCGCUGGGAGGCGCUGGAGGGGGCGACCCGAGCAAAGCCGGAGCGCUGCCGCAGGGCAUGUUCUGGGGGCCGCCGCACCCCCACCCGCCGCAGCCUCCGCAGCAGCAGCAGCCCGGCGCCUCCUCGAAGGACAGCGGGGUCUACCCCUCCUUCCCCAUGUUCUGGCCAGCCUCUGGGAGCCUGCCCGUGCCGCCCUACCCCGCCCAAAGCCAAGCCAAAGCCGCCGCCACCGCCGUGGUGGUGGCCGCGGCGGCCGCUGCCGCUGCCGCCGCCGCCGAGCCCCUGGGCCUGCGCGGGCACGGCCACGUGGAGCUGGAGGGCUCGGAGCCGUCGGGCUCGGGCUCCGGGGGCACCGACGGCGAGCGCUGCUCCAGCGCCCUCUCCAGAGCCGCCGCCGCCGCCGCCGGGGACGAGGAGCGCUCGGGCGACGAAGGCCUGCUGGCCCCGCUGCCCAGGAAGGGCAGCUACCUCUCGGCCUUCCGCCCGGUGGUGAAGGACGCGGAGAGCAUUGCCAAGCUCUACGGGACCAGGGAGGCCUACGGAGGCCCCCGGGGCUGCCAGGGAUACCUCUCGCCUGACUUCCUCAGCGAGGGCAGCUCCAGUUACCGCUCCCUCUCGCCCGGCAACGACACGGUGGACGAGCCCGAGGUCGACGUGGAGUCCAACCGCUUCCCGGACGAGGACGAGGAGGAGGAGGAGGAAGAGGCGCCUGUCGAAGAGGCCGAGGAGUCCUCUCCUUCGCAGCCGAUGCUGCUGCCCGCCGCCACGGAAGAGCCCCUUGCCGCCCCCGGCGGAGCCCUCGCAGGGGCCGAGAAGGCCGCGGAGAAGGCCGCGGAGCCCGAAGGGAGCCCCGCGGAGAGGAGCAGCAGCAGCAGCAGCAGCAGGGCGGGCUUUGAGGUGUACCCCCAAGAGAGGGAGGAGCACCCACAGACGCUGAAAAGCAACGCUCCCUUGGAGCCCGCUGCGACUGCUUACCUCUGCACCCCUGAGAGGAACGAACCAGAUAAAGAAGGCAAUCACUCGGCAGCGGAGGAUUUGGAGAGCAAGAAAUCCUAUCAGGAGCAAAGGACCAUCCCUCAGCCCAGCCCAGCUCACGCUGACCGAGGUGAGGACCUGGUCAGUAUCGACGUCACCGGGACUCAGUUGGGAGAGAAAGACAUUGGAAACCUGGCGAGAGAUGAGUUGCAAAAACUGCUUUUGGAACAAGUGGAGCUCCGGAAGAAACUGGAACGGGAAUUCCAGAGUCUCAAAGAUAACUUUCAAGACCAGAUGAAGCGAGAGUUGGCUUACCGGGAGGAGAUGGUCCAGCAGCUGCAGAUCGUGCGGGAUACCCUGUGCAAUGAGCUGGAUCAGGAGAGGAAAGCUCGCUACGCGAUUCAACAGAAACUAAAAGAGGCACACGACGCCCUGCACCACUUCUCUUGCAAAAUGCUGACUCCCCGCCACUGCACCGGGAACUGCUCCUUCAAGCCGCCUCUGCUGCCCCAGUGAAUGGACCCCCGAGUAGCCCUCCAAGGGCCGGGCCGGAGCCAUCGGGGCGGGGCGACCACACAGGCCCAAAGCAGGCGAGAGGUCCUGGGGAGCGGAGGAGCGCCCGCCAGCCACAAGCCAUGUCCGAACCAGAAGGAGACGCGUGUAAAUAAGAGACAGGAGAAGGAGCAUCCGGAGCGAGCUGCGCCCCCCUUUCCCCGCCGUGUAAAUAGAGGAGGCUGCGCCGGAUUGCUCCGCCCAUCGAAUCGGGACCAGCAGCGGAUUCAAAGACCUCAGAGAGGGCCGAGAGCCGCUGGACGGGGUGUGGGGUGGAGGGCAAGAAAACCCCCGCGGGGGCAGCCCCGCCCGCCCGCCCCCAGGACCGUGGCCGACCUCCGGAUCUCUCCAGCCCCUGCGCCCCCUUCUCUCAGCCCUUGCUCAGCCUUGCGGGGCGGAGGGGAGACCCCCAUCUACCCGUGGCGAUGUGCAAUGGAUAGAGCCGUACUGUGAUACCCACCCACCCACCCAGACCCCCGGCCCCUGGUCCAGUCUUCGUUGAGUUUUGAAGCUGCCGGUUUUAUUUAUUCCCUUCUUUAUUGGUUCUCUUUGUUUCUCCCCCCGCCCCCGCCACUCUGACGACCAUCUCUUGUACACUGUUGAUGUAGAGCUGCACUUUAAAGAAAGAGACCGGUUAGGGAAAAGACGGUUUGCGUCUCAAAAUAUAUUUUGAAAUUCCACCGCCAUCAUCAUGGAUACAUUGAAAAAGCCCAGAUUUGAUUUGAUUUUGGUUCGGUUCUCGGAGAAAAUUCGACUCUUCUGUCAGGUGGUUCUGUUUUGUUCUUGUUCUUUAAUAAAACCCGACUUUUAAACAAACCAACGAACU